This is a messenger RNA of Neofelis nebulosa (Clouded leopard), 2227 nucleotides long. RefSeq names its product annexin A9 (gene ANXA9). The record is from RefSeq and is a predicted model, not a curated record. Lineage: Eukaryota; Metazoa; Chordata; Mammalia; Carnivora; Felidae. Gene Ontology annotation, molecular function: calcium-dependent phospholipid binding; calcium ion binding. The coding region runs from base 870 to 1907 and encodes 345 amino acids. Gene Ontology annotation, cellular component: cytoplasm. The transcript is spliced from 15 exons.
AUUCCCAUUUUUAAAAAUGUUUUUUAAUGUGCCCAGCCCCUGCUUGACCUAUCUAGGGAGGCAGGAAGGAAACAGCUCCUAGGUAGACCCCAGGGAGCUGACUGGGAGUUAGUUUCCAGUGACUGCCUGCUCAGGAGCCCCUCAGGCUCCCCAAGGCUGUUUACCUGCUUUUCCCUGCACUGAUGACUUUGACCCCAGCUGCCAGGGUUGCAUCACUUACAGCUACAACAUCUCUGGCAGGCAAAAAGCAACAGAAGCAAUCUAAGACACAGGGACCCAGGGAGCCUCUCCCAUCUCCCUGUUGCCUUUUGGGAGUAUGAUGCUCCUGUCCACAGGGAACACCCUUUGCAUUUUUCUCUCUUGACUCUGCUGAUCUGUUCCCCACCCUCUAAUACCUGUGUUCUUCCUUCCCCACAGAUAUAAACAGUCCCCUGGCCCUUCCCAGCCAGGCUGGCUGGCUCUGAUAAGGCAGUAGUAGUCAGGGACUUUGGGGGUUAGGAACCCUUCUGGGGUGCAGGCUGGGGUGCCCUGCUGGUAUGUGCCCCAACAGGUUUUUCUCUAUCAGCCUCAAAAUCAGCCUAGAGCCUGUCUGACCUGUCCCCCCAGAGAGCUGGAGCCAGAGGCAGAGCCAGGUCAGAAGUUGGAUUUAGAGACUAGCAGGCCACACAGAAGCUGGUGUCCACACAGGCAGCCGCCAGGCUGUGACGACUGCCACCUCGCCUCCAGCACCUCUGGGCAUCCAAGUGCCCGCAAGAACACAUAUAUAUAUCAGCUCAGAGAGUGCACCUACUGACCUAAAGAUCCCUGCCAGAGACGCCAAGGGUGAAAGGCCAAACGUGAAAGGCCGGCGGCAGACAGCCAGUGACACCAUGUCUGUGACCAGUGGGAAGACAAGACCAUCCCUGACCCAGGAGAUCCUCAGCCACCUGGGCCUUGCCAACAAGACUGCAGCUUGGGGGACCCUGGGCACCCUCAGGACAUUCUUGAGCUUCAGCGUGGACAAGGAUGUGCAGAGGCUGCUGAGGGCAAUUGCAAGCCAAGGUGUGGACCGCAGCACCAUCGUGGGCGUGCUGACCAAUCGGAGUAGGGAACAAAGACAGCUCAUCUCUCGAGCCUUCCAGGAGCGCACUCAACAGGACCUGGUGAAGUCCCUGCAGGCAGCACUCUCUGGCAACCUCGAGAGGAUGGUGAUGGCUUUGCUGCAGCCUGCAGCCCAUUUCGAUGCCCAGGAAUUGAGGACAGCUCUGAAGAACCCAGGUUCCACUGAGGAUGUGGCUGUGGAAAUUCUUGCUACCCGAAGCCCACCCCAGCUGCAAGAGUGCCUGACAGUCUACAAACAUAAUUUCCAGAUGGAGGUGGAGAAGGACAUCAAAUCUGAGACCAGUGGCGUCUUGCGGGACCUGCUCCUGGCCCUGGCCAAGGGGGCCCGUGAGAGCUAUUCUGGAAUCAUUGACUACAACCUGGUGGAGGACGAUGUCCAGGCAUUAAAGCAGGCUGAAGGGCCCGGCACAGAGGGCACAUGGGUCAUAAUAUUCACGCAGAGAAAUCCUGAACACCUUGUCCGAGUGUUUGAUCAGUACCAGCGGUGCAGUGGGCACGAGCUAGAGAAGACCAUCCAGAACAUUUUCCACGGAGAUGACCAGGCGGCUCUGCUCAGCCUAGUCUCCGUGAUCAAGAACACACCGCUGUACUUUGCUGAUAAACUCCAUCAAGCCCUCCAGGACAUGGGGCCCAAUUACCAAGUCCUGAUGCGCAUCCUUAUCUCUCGAAGUGAGACUGACCUUCUAAGCAUCCGAGCUGAGUUCAAAAAGAAAUUUGGGAAGUCCCUCUACUCUUCUCUCCAGGAUGCAGUGAAAGGGGACUGCCGGUCUGCCCUACUAGCCCUGUGCAGGGCUGAAGACCUUUGAGACCUCCCUGCCCUCCCUGUUCCACCACAGACAUUCAAGGAUAUGAGAUCCCCAUGUUUGGCUGGGCCUGCAGGAAACCAGCUGGGCUCCAAAUAAGAUAACCCCUCACUGAACACCACAUGCUCCAGCUUCUUGUGGAGGCUAGAAUUUGAAGUUUCUUUCAAGUCCCUUAAUUUCUUCAUCUCAAAGUGAGGUCUAUAUGUGGGUCCCCUAGCUCUGUCCUGGGUAUAGACAUCUCUUUGAUGGUUUCUGCCCUAUUCAUCCUUCCAGUACCCUGGCCAAAACAUCUCACUGAUUCUUGAAUUCUUUUGGCAAACUUC